Messenger RNA from Pocillopora meandrina, 5997 nucleotides. The record is from the annotation of a GenBank genome assembly. NCBI's taxonomy places the organism in Eukaryota, Metazoa, Cnidaria, Anthozoa, Scleractinia, Pocilloporidae.
UAUUUUUUAAGCAGAUUUUUAGCUAAAAAUUGAAUGGGGAACUUAUCCCACGAUUGUGACAAGACGAAAAAUAUCUGUCUUUCUUAGAAAUAUCUGUCAAAUAUCUAACACAAGUUAGGGAUACUAACUGAGUAGAAUUUUCGAGUUUUUUGGUUAAUGCAGGGGACCGGGCACUAGCACCUUGCGCCGAAUUACACGAAGUACUAGGUAUAUGAAUUGCUACUUACACGAAGAGGUGAUCCAAUUGUUACAUCAAAGAUGGUGGACGAGGCAACAAAGAAAACAGUAGCAUCUAUUCCUACCUUAAAAACCAAAGCUGGUCCUCGUGAUGGCGAUCCAUGGGUUCAGAGGUUAAAAGAGGAAUAUAUGAGCUUAAUUAAGGUAUAUUAUGUUGAAUUGUGACCUCAAUUGUAGCCAAUGGAAUACUGGGCCUUCUAAGAAGAGUCAUGGGUGACUGCUCUACAGAUGUGAAAUCGGAAGCCUUUGUUACCCUUGUCCACCCGCCGUCAGAAUAUGCCCGUUCUGCAUAGAACUUUUAUACUAAACGUAAUACUAACACGAUUGAAAUGGUUCAACAUAGGGCAGCUAGAUUUGUCUAACAUGGUUAUUCUAGAUUAAGUCAUGUUACUCCUAUGAUUAAUCAACUCGGGGGGGGGGGACCCUAGAACAACGUAGAUAACUGUCUCGAUUAACCAUGUUCUACAAGAUCUAGCAAGAUCUAAGGGGCAUCCCACUUCCUCCUCGGGUUUUUAAUCUAGACAGGGCAUCUCGGCUCCCAAAUUGUACCCGUGUAUAAAGUAUUGUAUCCAUGCAACUGUAAUGUCUACAAAUUUUCUUUUUAUCCAAGGUCUACUUUAGUGUGAAACCAACUAUUCCUAUGUACUUUAUCACUGCAGAGUAUCUCUGUUUUUAGAUCAGAAAAUUUUCCCACCAUUAGAUAUUUGGCAUAAUGUUACUUAAAGUAUGUGCUCUUUAUUUCCUUGGUUAUUUCUAUUUUUUCAUUCAUCAUUUACUUAUUUAUUUACUUUUUGUUACUCAAUCAUUUACUAUUUAAGGUUUUGCUAACCAGAUGGUUAAUUUAAUUAUAUACAUGUAAACUAAUUUUUGAUUUAAAUUUAGUAUUAACAUAAGAAUUUCGUCCUAUUACAAAUUAGGUUAGAUUGUUCUUAAAUUCAAUUGGAUUUUAUUAUCGUAAAUAUAGAUUUUAGAUUAAACUUAUACCUCCUACUUUAGUUUUUACUGUUUUAGGAGCACCUCUAUUAAAGAUAAAAUAUUAAAAUUAUUUGUAGCAAGUUUGAAAAAAGUUGUCUGGGAAAAACUCAAACUGAAAAUAUUUUUCAUUCUAUGUUCACAUACAUGUAAUUCUGAGAAAAAAGGCAGAAGUAAACUUUAAUUAUCAUUUUAUUUUUUGUCAUUGUUUCAGUAUGUAAGUAACAACAAAGAAGCAGACAAUGACUGGUUCAGGCUGGAAUCAAAUAAAGAGGGGACAAGGUAUUUGUUUGUGGUUUGGUGGCCAUAAUCAUUCUUCCGUUGAUUAAAUUUGAUUUUUCCCAUGUACCCACAACUGCAUAUUUUUGUUAGUUUUUUGGAAAAAUCAUGGUUUGUAAUUUGUACAGCCUUUUUAGUUUCUUUCAGUCAAAGAGCUCAUGACUUGACUUUGAUUUAUGUUCACUUGAUAGAUGGUUUGGUAAAUGCUGGUAUGUCCACAACCUUUUGAAGUAUGAAUUUGACAUAGAAUUUGAUGUAAGUUAAAGCCAAUAAAUUAUAGCUCCAGUUCUUUCUUCAUCAAAAAAGCAUCUCCACUGCUAAUUAACCUCUCUUAUUGAGAUAAUGAUACAACAUACUCUAAUGCUUUUUCUUUAACAAAAAUGAAUGAAUUUCUGCUAUUCUGCCACACACUCUUAUUCCUCCCCUUCAUCCAAAACUGGCAUAAUUAUAAAACUUGGAGAUAUUGCUGCUAAAAUCACCUCCUCGCUGAGGAAGCAGACAUGAGGCCCCUCAUUUAGUGGGUCCAUCUGAUUGGAAAGUUUCAUGUGAUUCAAGUAUAUUCCUUGCCUGAAUUUGACCAACACAUUUCUUGAUAAGGUUUGCCUUUGAAAGCUGGUAGGUGUUCAGGCCAUUAUUUUGAUAUUUUUCAUCUGAAGAAACCUUUUAUUUUUUAAAUCUGAGGCUUAUUUUAGUCAUUCUCUUAUCAUAGUUUUCUGAUUUUAUGGAACAAGGAAAAAGCUAUGACUCUGUACAUGAAGUACCAUGCAAAAACUAUCAACUGUUGUUAACAGCAAACCUGAAAGAUAGAAUAUAAUUAAUUUGAGCUGAUUUUAAAAUCAAUAUGAUAUGAAUAAAAAUUUCAGGCAUUUAUGUGCCAGAAUACUGGAAAUCACAUCUCAGAGAGUUUCAAAUUUCAAUUUUUUUGUGAGGGAGCAUGCUCUCAGACCUCCCAAGGAGGACUUGGUACUGUAUAUGCAGGCAUAGUUCAGUUCAGAUCCAACACCUUUUACAUUUUCUAAUUUCUAACAACAGCCUUGUUGAUGACUUUUAAUAGUGUGAUAAAGCCUGUUUGAUAAAUGAUAUUGCUGGUUCCUUUACCAGAUACCAAUCACUUAUCCUACAACUGCACCAGAGAUUGCUCUUCCUGAACUUGAUGGCAAAACUGCUAAAAUGUACAGGUAAAAUGUAGAUUUUCUCAUUUCUAUACUUCCUAAAGAUAAAUUAAACCACUCUUAUCUCAAUAACACUUGUCUAUACAUAAUGAAUUUUAUGUUACAGGGGAGGAAAAAUUUGUAUGACAGAUCACUUUAAACCUCUCUGGGGAAGAAAUGUUCCUAAAUUUGGAAUAGCACAUGCCAUGGCUCUUGGGGUAUGUACCUUAGACUAAAGCAAAGGCAUCCAAUUAUAUACAUAAAGGUUUAGCAUUAAAACCAACCUCUUACUACCCCACCAGCUUAAUUAUGGUGUUUCACCAUGUAGCCUUCUUCAGGUAAAACUUAUGGUAGUACUGGAAACUAAAGAAGUUAAAACCGUAGUGCAGUUUUUACUUUUAUUUCCUCCUGAAGAAAGCUAGGGGCUGAAACCUGGUAAUUCAUCAGCUGGAAUUGUUGUUAGAAGUUUUUUUCUAUGCUACAUGUUCAUACACUCAUCAAUUAAUCCACAUAGAGACACUGUAUCUAGUCUAGAUCCUUCUACUAGGAGUCAUUUGUUUGGUCCACCAUCAUUGUACUUCCUAUACACGCCUGUUCUCUAAAAUGUUGUGAAUCCAGAAGUAUAAAUGAUAGAUAUAUGCAUUUUGUUUUUUCAUGAAAAGGUGAUGCAGGAGGUACAUGCAUUUCUUUCUCAGAUAACAACAUCACUUAAGCCUCUAAAAGUAACAAACCAGUGUGAACUUCAGACAUGGUUUGAUGCUACUCUGGUUUACAGAUUUAAUGAAAGUAACCAAAGAAGUUACAAUUCAUAGACCCAAUGUUUCAACUCUCCUGUCUAGUGCCUUCAUCAGGGGUGAUCUAAACGCUGCAACAAGAGGUCCUUUUAUAUGAUCACUAAUUAUGUAUUAGUGUAUUUCCAGUACUACCAUAAGUUUUACCUGAAGAAGGCAACAUGGUGAAACAUAAUUAAGCUGGUGGGGUAGUAAGAGGUUGGUUUUAAUUAGUGUGAACUUUAUACAAACAAUCUACAAAACUACACAAAAAAAUAAAUUUUAAAGCAGCUAUUGUUAUUUCCUUUGGUCAAAGUUUCCCUAUAAUUUUUUCUCUCAACACCUUCUUCUAUAGACUGCAGGUAUAUAUUAAUAUAUCACAUUUAUUUUCAAAUUCCAACAUUUUUAGAGCAAGUGUUUGCAGAGGAUUGAUGCUGUGUUUUUAGGCCAACAAGGAAGACUGCUUGUAUAACUUUACUUGUUUUUUAUUUUUCCAGCUUGGACCAUGGCUUGCUGUAGAAAUCCCAGAUCUGAUAGAGAAAGGAUUGAUUGAAUACAAAGAAAAGUCUGCUAGUAAAUAGACAGAAAAUAAAAAUAGUAAGGGAACCAAAUAAAUGCUAUAACUUCAGGGAGUUUUAUUUUUAAUGUGAACGAUGUUACUGAAUGUUUCCAGCUUUCUUUUUAUUUUUUUUCAACACAUCAUCGCAUUGCUUACUUUGUGGAAAGUUUUUGUAAAUGCCCAUCCCGCUUUCCCUUCGCCCUUACUUAUUCUGGAACUAAACUUGUUUUAUUACGCUAAGCGCCAGUGUCCUAACGAUCAGCAAGACUCGUUACCAGUUCUCUUGACAAGGGUUUGAGAAGGACGUAUAGUAUUUAAGGAUUUUCUGUUUUGUUUUACCCGGCAUACCUUCAAACCCUCACCAUGACGUUAUCUUUCCCCAGUCUUUUAUUGACUUUGAAUACCAACCAACGAUAAACUGUUGAAUUCCCUUUUCUGUUUUUCAUAAUUUUAGCCGAGACAGAAACGGACUUUGUUACAUGUAAUUUCGCGCAAUUUUAUGCCAGUUGAGUGGAAUUAAUUUUAGUCUCGGAAGUAAAGCUCUUCGGGUCAUUCGAGCGCGUGCAGCCUGUAUAGGAGAACAUGCUGACAAUCGAUGCAAACCCGUAGUGUUCAUUUCUUCGGUUGAUAAACAUUCAAACCCCAAAUUUGGAACGUUUAAUAGUCAUAAACACACUGAAACUUGCGAAAUUUCUACCGACCUCAUUAGCAAGCAUAGCAUAUCCGUUUAUAGCUACAGUGUGUUUUGUUCAGUCCUUAUGUCAAUUAACUUUCAUUCACUCUGACAUCUAAGUAAAACGUUCACUAACUCAGUUUGUACAAGCAUGUUGUUCUGUCAGGAAAAGCAAACAAAACAUGAGAACAGAAGGAAAGAGCAUUGAAAAUCAUGCGACUUUAGGAAAAGAUAGAAAGAUAUUCCAGUGUAAAAAUAAUUUUCGCUCGACUCGUCAGCUUUCAAACUCUUUACGGUGGCCAAUUUCCGUUAUCAACUCAAUCGAUAAUACUAAAUUACCCUGUUAUACUCUCCCACCGACGCAGCAUCACAGUUUCUUCAGAAAUUUAUCCCCUUUAUUAAGAAAUCUUUGGCUGUAAGGGAUUAAGUGUGGCAUUUAGAAGGCUUAGCUUUCAAAAAAUUUUUGACCUGAACUAAAAAUGUAUUUCGUAAUCUUUAAUUCUGUAGCAAAUCUUCCAAAGUCUUUCUGAUUUUGUUUUUGUCUUGAUAUUUCAGAUGAGUCCCAAGUUAAAACGAAACGAAAUAAAAAAAAGAGGUACGGCAUGAAUCCUCUUAGAAUAUAAACACUGUCUUAGGAUGUUCCCGAAGGUUGUCUUUGUGUUUUUGUUGAGCCGGCGCUUGAAACAGAGAAAUACAUUGCUGGUUACCCUAUGAACUUUUGCUUAUCAGUGCACUUGGCUUUCACGAGGUUUAGUAAGUGUUAAAAUAUUCCCUAAACCCUAUAUAAGUCCUCUUGUCCAUUGUGCUAUCUUUUAAGUGUCCUGAGUACUAAAUUUUCCCAUUUUGUUAACACAGAACCCUUAACCUGGGAAUUCAACUUGUUUUUAACAGCUAGGCAAUGGUCGUACUCUUUGACCAGAGCGUGCAUUGAAUGACUUCGUUAGAAUGAUCUGUCCGCUUCAUGUGGAAGUAAAUAAAUAUUACAUAAAAGUGCACUUUAACCCGUUUUAAGAGAGAUAAAAUUAUUUCAUGUUACACAGAAACUCCGGUUUAGAAAGGUAAAUUCAAUAGAAACAUGACACACGUAAGUUUGUUUCAAAAAAUGAAAUGUUAAUUGGUAAAUCUUUUCAUGUAGGGAUUACAGGGUCAGUGUCAAACGAAAUGUGCUCGCGAAAACUCACUUGAAUACCUUUUCUAAAAGCUUUCAUAUUCUUUAAUCUAGGUAAUAGCCAAAAAAUACCUUCUGAUUAGCGAAAUGUUAAUUAUUCGGCAAGUUGCAACAUUAAUUUUUCGCCUAGGGUCUAUAUAUACAUAUUGAUUUGUAAGAACAAAUUCUGUUCACUAGGAAGGUACGUG